AAACCGGAUGUCUUGUAGUCGCCAGCCGCGUUGUUGCUGCGGGUACAGACGACUUCUCACUGCGCCAAAGAGGAACCAACACUGUCCCAACGUGCACAGGGAUGUCGUUUUGUAGUUUUUUCGGCGGAGAGGUCUAUAAAGACCACUUUAAACCAGGAGUUUAUGUCUGCUCCAAGUGUGAUCACCAGCUGUUCACCAGCCGCUCCAAGUACGAGCACUCGUCCCCCUGGCCUGCCUUCACAGAGACCGUCCGUGAGGACAGCGUGUCCAAGCACGAGGAGAGACCGGGGGCAUAUAAGGUGCGAUGUGGGAAGUGUGGAAAUGGACUAGGCCACGAGUUUGUGAAUGAUGGGCCAGCCAGAGGCGUGUCUCGCUUCUGAAUAUUCAGCAGCUCCCUGAAGUUCAUCCCUAAAGAUAAGGUGGAUGAACAGUAAGGUGAGCUGUUAUAGGGACGUGCUGCUGGACUUUCUCUGUGCUGCUGAAGGUGUGGACAGCGGAUGAAGUGUUCUGGGAAAAAGCCCAUCUGGGAGCUCAGGGCUCUGAUGCAUGAUGGCCACACUGGAUUACUGAGCAAUAAUCACCAUCUCAGGAAAGCCUCUCUGAUCACCAGUUUUCGAUGUAUUGUGAAUGAUUGAGAUUAUCUCAUGGGGAGAAUAGCGUUACUUUGAUUUUAUAAGAUAUUAUUACUGAAGAAAUUAUAAUAUUAUUACUAUAAGAAAUGGAACCCGCCUGUUUAUUUACCUUCAAAGGCCUCUAUGCAAACUAAAAUAAAUUAUUUUAAAUGAAUAAC
Molecule: messenger RNA, 790 nt
Organism: Pungitius pungitius (ninespine stickleback)
Lineage: Eukaryota; Metazoa; Chordata; Actinopteri; Perciformes; Gasterosteidae
Product: methionine-R-sulfoxide reductase B1-A-like
Exons: 4
Biological process (GO): protein repair
Cellular component (GO): nucleus
Molecular function (GO): peptide-methionine (R)-S-oxide reductase activity; L-methionine (R)-S-oxide reductase activity
Source: RefSeq, a predicted model, not a curated record